ACGCCCAUUAUCGUGUCUACUUGGUAUCCUUCCUGGUCCUCUGGGCUUCCAUCGUUCGACUUCUCCUUACCCUCUGCAAUUCAGCGUCGGUUUCUUUCAUUCAUAGACUCGAAGAUAGGCUCUGGGGUUGUACAAGUAAGGGAUCUUGAGCUAGAUGACCAGGCGAUCAAUAAACUCCUUGCAGGAUCACCAUUCAGACUUCACGAUGGUUCCAUAUCUUGUGUAACUGCACGAAUACCCUUCCCCAAUCCUCUCACUUCCAGUGUAGGGCUUGCGGUACAGUCACUACACCUCACAUUGCAUGCCACCCCUCCAUCCGACCUCAGCUCUCCAAAUAGUGUAAAUCUUGCCCAAUCUGUUGCAUCAGUAGCAGAGACAUUCAUCCACGGCGAGCUUACCCCUCGGGAAGAAGCCACGCUCCGAGAGUCUUUACAUCCAGAUUCCCGACCUCAGCACGCUUAUGAUGAGGGUCAUCACCUUCCCGGAGGAUUAGAUUCAUCUACCCGUGUACACCCUCAAGAAGAAAUUGGCAUUGAUUCUGACCCUUCUGGGGUAUCCCUGUUUGCCACCCUCUUCGAACAUUUACUUGCACGCUUCGAGUUCUCUGCUGCGGACACGAAAAUAGUCAUUGUCCACCGCGGACACUCAAGCGUUACCCUGUCAAUACCAGAAAUUGCAUAUAGUACGGACUCAAGUGUCCCAAAGCAGCAAAGUACUGGAGACGAGCCAUCGAGCAACGUUGCUCUUGAAAGAUCCACACGGAAUGGUCACACACGUAUAGUCUCGAUAUCAGGUGUCACCAUUACCUCUCGGGACAUUCGAGCUACUUUAGAGAACCCUGUCACCUCGCCACGAACCAUAUCGCCUGUGUCGCUCACUUCGUCCCAUGUCACGCUGCACGAUCAUCAGAAGGCUCCUCGCCCGGUGUCACCCGCGUCCUCUUAUUCCUCCAUUGAUGAAGACACGCAGAUGAUGAUGUCGCAGUCCAUUGUUGCUCUUACACCACGUAGUCAGUUUCGGGCUUCUCCGUCUAGCUCAGUUCUCAGUAGCAUGUAUCAGAGCGCGGUCUCUACUGCUGGCUGCUCUUCAACCACCCCCCGUGAGCCCCUCGGCAACUUUGGUACGGGAGAUAUAACUCAACCUCGCUCGUGCGAUCACAUAGCAGGCAAUCGAGAGUCUGCCCAUGUACCUCACUGGGCUACAGAAGAUCUUGUUUUUUCUGUUGGUGCAGACCCUAUCGUGGUUCGACUACAAACGCCACCUGGUUACACAAAGCAUGACGUCGCGCAUCCGUCGACUCUUGAGAUAGUUUCGCCUCACACGGAGGACAUCGCGGUCAAGCAGGACGAAACCUUAUGUCUCAGCGUCAGUGUUGGUAUCAUGUCAUGUGCUCUUCGGGCUUGUCACGUUCGCAUGCUAUUGGAAAUGCUCAAUUACUGCGGAUCCAAGAAUGCUGGUACCACUCCCCAACACCCUGAGACCACACCAAGCCCGCCGACCCUCCAGUGCGGCUUGCACGCAAGUCUAAAUAUCCGUGGAAUUGUGACCCUUGUGAUCACUGAGGCCCUAGAUCAGGAGGCUCCAUCGCUUGAAGCAUUUUUCCAGUCUCCACUUAUCCCUCCAAGAUUGCCUUCGACAUACUUACGCGUAUUGUUGGAGAAUGUUACGGGCUCUCUUGAUUUAUCUGGGGCUCCUGGAAACAAGACUGAUGCAACAUAUAUUUCUCCGAUAACAUCCAACAUACUCCUCUCAAAUCUCUCGGUCUUCAUGUACCACACUUCCAGGACUGUCGAGAAGGACGCGGCGCAACUUUCGCUACCACUCCUUAUUACAGAUCAUCGUCUGCAUAAUCAAUAUAUUGUCAGUCAUUGUCGCCCAUUGUUCUCUUCGAUAACCGUUCUAGCGCAGCCGCUUUCAGAAGUAACAUUGCCGACUUUGGAGGUGGUGGAUUGGACUGCUGUGAAACUUGCAGGAGGCUCUUCGAAGUUGUCGACCUGGAGAGUAAAGUCAUCUACAGGGAAAGAUCAGCUAGUACACAGUCCACCGUCGAAAUUUUCUGCAUUUCCGACAUCUCCAAAACCACCCACGGCGGCGUUGCUGAGUGAAGAAGAAUUUAAGGAGCUGUCCCUUUCCAGUGCUAUUACCUUCACCGCUCGCGUCACCCCUGCGACUACCCGUUCAGGGGGUUUGACCGACAUCUUGGUUCGAAUUGCACCAUUGCACGUGUUCUUCGACGUCGAUAUCAUGCUUGAGGGCGGCGGUGUGCUCAAGUUUCUUGACGAAGUCCUAGCAGUUGAAGGAUCUCCUACUCGGGACGCUUCCGACACAUCCCAAGGGCGUAGUUCACUGGACGACACAGAAGAGGAGGAUUCAGCAAGCGAUGAUGAACUUAACACUCCAUUCAUAACACCAAAGCAACUCGAACGCGAGAGAGAGAGAAGACGCUUGGAAAGACUUGUCUUGGAGGAUUUGGAUUUAGACAUCGACUAUCGGACCGGGGCACCAGCGAGACAGAGACCCCACAGCAAGCGAGUCACAAACACCAAACACAAGCCCAAGUCCAAGCAGACGUCGCAUCCGAAGAUCACCAGAAUCCUACCUGCCCUCCGCGCUGAGGUUCGAUGCAGAUCACCAUCCCUUCAGCCCUCCCUAUCAGGAGGCAUUAUACUGGAUCUCCAUGACGUACAGGUGUCUAACAAACCCCUUGAUCAAGAAUCACCGACUAUCAGAUUCGGGGAUGUUGGUGAAUCAAGGAAUCCCAGCGUCAAAAAUCUGCCAGGACAACUCUUGAGUGGCCAGAUCAAGGGAAUUGUUUUAUCGUAUGCGCCCGUAGGAGAUUCAAAGGCGCAUGCUUUCAUAUCACUUGGUUCCUUGCCACGAACGGAUGACGUUCACCCCGGAUCGGCUUCAUUGCUGUUGUCAGAACAGGCGCCGGACUCACUUCCUAUUCGCUUUCAAUUGACACAGGUGGCUCCAUCAAAGGCUGCUGUCUCUUCUUCGAUGCAUAGGACUUCAAUCAUCAUUUAUGUCCCAUUGGUCAACGUCGUUCUUGAAAAACCAGUCUUCGAUGGAUUGCAAAUUUGGGCUGACAGUGUUACACAAGUGGUCGCCACUGCCGCGGAGGAAACAGAAACUGAAGUCGCUCAGAGCCGCAACCCGAGCCUGAUUGGCAGUAGGUUGUUUGCCAAAUCAAGGCGCGUUGGGAGUCGUGGUAGUGACGAGAGCAGCUUCGGCACUAUCGCGCCAACGCCGAAACAAAGCGAGACGGCCGUGAAGGUGAUCAUUGCUGAAGCUGUAGUAAGAAUACUGAUAUCCCGUUCCCAAAAAUCCGCACCCUCAAUUCGUCCUUUCGACAUAUCCGCCUCAGACAUUGUUGUCCUUGAUGAGACUGUCAUAACCUCGAGCUUGAUGGACCUUCACGUCGGGGACGUAUCGCCAAAGUGGGAGCUCGUACCUCUCCUCGUGUUUACAUUACCUCGCAGUCUGUCUUCUGUGCCAAGGCCCAUGAUAAAGGCUCGCUUUGCUUCCCUGGUAGUUCCAGAAACCGGCGCAAAAGAGACCAAGAUACGGUUGGCCCUCUGGGGCUUCACCUGCCAUGUUUAUCCUGAUUUGCAGUGGACUUCGGACUUGGCUCGAUUUAUAAAAUCUCCACCGGGGGUCUUCGAAUCAGUCGUUCCUUCAGAACGAACGUCCCUUUCUUUCGCAAUUGUAGACGUAUCGAUCAAGACACAUGCCCCUAGUCACCCUGGCUCUGCAGUCCUGUACAUUGGCGAAGCCGAGCUAAACACCGAGCUUGCUGGUAAUUCCAGCGAGUUCAAGUUCAAGUUACUAGUUCCUUCCUUGUCAUUCUUAUUGGUCGAUUCUAUGGCCGAUGCUCCCAACGGUCCAGGUUCUGCCAAGACAAGCGGAGGCUCCAGUCUCAACUUGUGGAAGAAUUUCGGGUUUGCAUCAAUUGCAGAUAUCGAAGAUCUGGACCUUGUGUUCAAGACUGAUAAUGCAUGUGUCCCACCAAGUGUUGGCGUACUUGUGAAUCAUGUCAGCUUACGGGUGCACAUAUGUGCGGAUACUAUAGCUGCACUGGCAGGCUAUAUGGAUGACUUCACGUCUAUAUUCAAGUCCCCUUCUCCCGCAGAACCAACAGUGUCUAGGAAGAAAGCUCCCGCUUCACUGGUUCAUCGUCCACCUGAACAAGGCAUGAUGGCAUCUCUCGACGAGCAAGCCUUCAGGCGGAUUCCCGAUGUCGGCAAUGCAGCCGAUAUGAUCAACGAUGACUUAACGACGAAUCUCGACUACCUGGACGAAUCCUUUGGUUCGGCUGCUGGUUUGCGGGAGCUCAGGGAUGAUGACCUAGAAGACUUCGAUGUGCAUGAGGACGGCCGAAUAACACCGGUAGCUGGGGAAACGGGGGUCGUGUCCAAGGUAGGAGGAGAAACAAUCCGCAUCAUGAAGCCUAUCCAUCCUAUCGAACAUUAUUACGACACGAUUCCUCCAGACAAUACGGGCGAUCGUUCCAGUCUACGCGACACUAUUCUCCGAGUGCGCAUUCAUGACUCUGACGUAUCGCUUUUCCUACACGAUGGUUAUGAUUUGCCACGCACACGAAAAAUUGUGGAGCAAGAAAUCAAAGACAUGCGCAAGAAGUUAGCCAAGAUUAAGCAGCUGAUUGCAACUGGCCAGACCCAAGACCCCAGCGUGGAAGAGACAAGCACGAUGUUGUUCAACCCAAGCACUCCGUUUGAUGCGCUGGAUAAUUCAGUUCCGCCGUUGCUGAUUCUCUAG
Molecule: messenger RNA, 4779 nt
Organism: Suillus subalutaceus
Lineage: Eukaryota; Fungi; Basidiomycota; Agaricomycetes; Boletales; Suillaceae
Exons: 14
Biological process (GO): piecemeal microautophagy of the nucleus; autophagosome assembly; autophagy of mitochondrion
Cellular component (GO): phagophore assembly site; extrinsic component of membrane
Molecular function (GO): phosphatidylinositol-3-phosphate binding
Source: RefSeq, a predicted model, not a curated record